UAAAUAGUGUCAUAUUAGGCAAGUGUUUUAAUAUAAUAUAUAUUUGUGAGUGAUGAAUUCUAGAUUAAGCAAGAAAAAUAAACAUAUGCCAUGUUCAGCAUGUAAGCUUCUUCGUAGGCGAUGCACUAAAGAUUGUAUUUUCUUGCCUUAUUUUCCACCUACUGAACCACAUAAAUUUGUUGUUGUUCAUCGUAUUUUUGGUGCUAGCAACAUCACCAAAAUGUUACAACAGGAGAUACCAAUGGAUAAUAGAGAAGAUGCAGUAAUCAGCAUGGUUUAUGAAGCUACAGCAAGACUCAGAGAUCCAGUUUAUGGCAGUGUAGGCAUUAUUUCUGCCCUCCAGAAACACAUAUUUCACUUACAAUCCGAGUUAAACGAAGCUUCAGCUGAAGCAAUGUCUCUCAGAACACAAUUAUCCGAUGCUUCAACAUCAUCCUUACCCUCAUCCUUAAUGCAAGUUUCUCCAUUCACACCCGAGAACCACGAGUUUCACCAUUCCCAGAACUCGAGCCAGCAAAAUGCAUAUUCUAAUAAUGACUUGCAGCUUAUACCUCCAGAAGCAGCAGACUAUUGUUUCCAACAAACUGAUCAAGUUCUUCAUCCACUGCCUUACUAGAAGAACAUAUAGUUAUCCCAACAUGGACAAUAUAAAGUCAAUAUUUCCUUUUCAUUUAACAAACACAUUCUCAUGUUUUUUCCUUCCAUUGUUGCUCAUCUAGUAAAAAAUUGUAAGAUUAUACUACAGAAACUGUACUGAACGAAAUUGAAACCAAAUAACUACCAAUGAAAAUUUCAUACAAACUAUGAAAGAAAGGUAACUGAAAGUGUGCAUGAUCAUUGUUAUACAUUUCAGUAUCAUUUAACCGAGGAGGGAACAAACUUUCAAACUCAGUAUCUAGUAUCAAUACUACAAAAGCCUGGGCAUUCUAAACAAGAUACCCAGUGAAAUAACAUGAGUGGGGUCUUGGAAUGGUAGAGUGUAAGCAGACUUUACUCCUACCUCGUGGAAGUAGAGAAGCUAUUUCCAAAGGACACUCCGCUCAAGUGCAACAAAUCAAAAUAGUUAUGAAAAGGAAAAACACAAUGAAGAAAACAAAGCAACUAACAAGGAAUUCUUCUUAUGCAAUCGACUGCAUAUUUUUGAAUCCUUCACAGGGGUUAUCCAGAAGAACGAACAUAAAAUCAUUGAUAUAACAUCAGUAUCUUGUACAACUUUCAAGUAUAUAUGACAGGACAACAACAUCAGAGUAAAAGGCUUGAAGGAUAUUGUGAUGGACAGAACUACUAUCUAAGCCUAUCUUGUAAAGAAGAUUUAAGAAAUAUAACCUUCAAAUUACAAGGUAAAAUCAGGGAUGAUUGUUAACAACUGAGAUAUUCACCUUCCGUGACAAAAUGAAGGGCUUA
Messenger RNA from Solanum lycopersicum (tomato), 1404 nucleotides. Lineage: Eukaryota; Viridiplantae; Streptophyta; Magnoliopsida; Solanales; Solanaceae. The record is from RefSeq and is a predicted model, not a curated record.